This is a messenger RNA of Siniperca chuatsi (mandarin fish), 3908 nucleotides long. Its product is annotated as kelch-like protein 38. NCBI's taxonomy places the organism in Eukaryota, Metazoa, Chordata, Actinopteri, Centrarchiformes, Sinipercidae. The transcript has 5 exons. The record is from RefSeq and is a predicted model, not a curated record. The coding region runs from base 1183 to 2964 and encodes 593 amino acids. Gene Ontology annotation, molecular function: protein binding.
AAUAGAAAGAAAGAAAGAGAUUAAGUAAAGGAGACAGACAUACACUGAGAAAGCGCUCUAACAUGUCACAUGUGAGUCUGCAGCCGUGUUGCCACAGAGAGGCUCUAUUUUUAGGGGAGGAAUGUACACAGAGGCCUCGUGGAAAGAGACCAUAACAACAAACAGUACGCAACACGCUCCUACAAAGAGACAGCCCCCUUUGGAACAUAUAGUCACACAGCAUCAACAGAAGAGAAAAGAGGAAGAAAGUACAGGAAAAUGUCAAGACAUCAGAUUUCUGCUGAGAUCUGAGAGCUUUGAAUACAGAGAGGGACCCAAGAAAACAUAUAAAGAGAGAGAAGAGGAACAGUGGAAGAGGAAAAAGCUGCAGUCACAUUCAUCCAGUUUAAAAGCCAAAAUGAAAACAAAAACAUUUUUGAGGCUCCACAUAAAACACCAUCACACAACAGAAGCACCACUUGUUCCAUGGCAAUGAAUGACAAUACCAUAGCAGAAAUUGUUGUGCAGUUUUUUUCUGCAGUAAUCUUCUUAGACAACUAGUCUCCAAACUAAUCAGACAGGCGUACGAGUGUAGCAGUGCUAAAAUAGGCCCAUGUGCUGAAAGGCAAUCUUCUAAAGCCAUAUUACAAAGUUACUGUUAUAGUUAUGAGUUGAACAGGUUUCAAAUUACUUGUGUAGCUGUAAACUAGACAUUUAGGCUGUGAUUUUGGGAAAAGCUUAAUAAGAAUAUUUGCCAGUUAAAUUUCGCAUACAUGACAUAGGACUAUAUUGAAUCUAAUUCCUCUAGCCUGGCUGUGUGAUAAUGUGUUUAAAUUUCUGUUUGUUUCACUACCCAUGAUCCUUUAUGAUUUUGAUCAGUAUGGAUGAUUAUCAAAAUGCCUAUUCAAAAAUACCUUAUGAAUUAUACUUGUAUUGAAUACAGAAUACCUUUUCUCAAAACCUUCCUCUCUAAAAUCUAAACUAAAAUAAAAUCUAAUCCAGUUUUGGGAAAGUGGAUCCCACAUUAAAGUAGAGAUACUAAUCAUUAUUUUACAGCAAGCCCUCAAAUGGCUACUAAGUGAGCAACCACAUAGCUAAAAUGCUUGAAUUAGAAAUUUUAUUUAAAAGUAUGUGACUGCGUAUACAAAAAAACCCAACAAAUUAAAACAAGUCAUGAAAAUCAAAUAAUUUGACAAUAGCACCAUGGUGUCUCUCCUCAGCAUGGACCAACCAGCAGUCAAGGUCUUCCACUACAAAGACAAGGAGCAGUCCUCCAACCUGCUCCUGCAGCUCAACAGACUGAGGCAGGAGAACAUCCUGACUGAUGUGUCACUGUGUUCAGAUAACACCGAGAUACCACUCCCAUGCCAUCGUAAUGUCCUGGUCUCCAGCAGCCCCUACUUCAGAGCCAUGUUCUGCAACAACUUCUUGGAGAGGCAGCAGACCAAGAUUAACUUGAAGGGCAUUACAUCAGCCAUUCUGAGCAGUAUCAUUGACUAUGUUUACACAGGACUCAUUAGUAUCAGCAUGGAUAUUGUGCUGCCUCUGAUGCAGGCGGCAUCCAUGUUGCAAUAUGGCCGCCUUUUUGAGGCCUGCUCGAGCUUCCUUCAGGAGCAACUGAGCCCUGACAACUGUUUGAGCAUGAUAAGACUCUCUGAGAUCAUGAAUUGUAACAGUUUGAGAGACAAAGCAAAGGAGAUGGCCAGGAAGAGCUUCUCCGAUGUGUCAGCGUCUGAGGAUCUUUGUGAGCUCUCCUUACCAGAGCUCAUGGGAUACCUGGAGGAUGAUAGCCUUUGUGCGGAGGAGGAGCAGGUGUUUGAAACACUUGUUGCUUGGAUCCACCACGAUCCUUUAUCUAGGUGUGGUGCCAUCAGUGACCUUUUCAAGAAAGUUCGCCUUCGCCACAUCCAUCCCACCUACCUCUUCCAAUUCAUAGCCAACGACCCUCUGAUCCAGUCCUCCACUCUCUGCACCGAGCUCAUAGAAUCUGUGAGACGCCUGAUGUUUUCUGUCAGCACAAAAUGCACUGGAGAGACAGCAGUUGACUUCAAACCUCUCUGGGUGGCACCGAGGCGAUACUCCUACCAUGACAUGUUGGUGGUGGUAGGAGGGAGGAAGAACAACGAGCAGACCUCGAGGGAGGCCCUCGUCUUUGAUGAGAAGAGCGAGAAGUGGCAGUGGCUCGCCAAGCUGCCCAUUCGUCUGUAUAAAGCCUCCUAUGUCGCCCUUCACAGUGUCUUGUAUGUUAUCGGAGGCCUGACCACAAACACAAAGUACAGCCAAGUCAGUACGACCGUCUACACCCUCUCCCUCAAGACCAACCAGUGGCGGACGGCAGAGCCCAUGCUGGAGCCGCGUUUUGCCCACCAGAGUGUCUCCUACCUCCACUUCAUCUUUGUCCUGGGUGGCCUUGGGCCUGACAGACGACUGACAGACAGUGUGGAGAGGUACAACAGUAUGUUCAACCAAUGGGAGUCUAUGGUGCCCAUGCCUGAAGCUGUGUUGCACCCUGCGGUGGCUGCUACUAACCAGAGGAUCUAUGUGUUUGGAGGAGAGGAUGCCAUGCAGAACCCAGUCAGAAUAACACAGGUGUAUCACAUUGCCAGGAACAUGUGGUCUAAGAUGGAGAACAGAACAGUGAAGAAUGUGUAUGCUCCUGCUGCUGUUUUGGAUGACAAAAUCUAUAUCAUUGGAGGAUACACCAGGAGAAUGAUCGCAUACGACACCAAGGCAAACCGGUUCAUCAAGUGUGCCAACCUGAAGGAGAGGAGGAUGCACCACGCUGCCACCAUUCUCAACAACAAACUCUACGUCACCGGCGGACGUUACGUCAACGGCCACGACAUCAUCGAGGACUCGGACAAUUUCGAGUGCUAUGACCCAAAGACAGACACUUGGACAUCAAAGGGGACUCUGCCGUAUAAACUGUUUGACCAUGGCUGCCUGACUCUGACGUAUGUCUCACAGACAUGGGCAAAAUCAUAGCUGAGGUCUGAUUCAUAUUUUAAUGCUAUUCGUUUGAAACCAAUAUAUUUAAAAUAUAACGACUGUCAAGCAGGGAAAAAAAUGACUAUUUGUAAAUACAGUGCUUUCAUUUUGUAGCAGAUCUCCACUAUUCACACUUUCAUGAGUGAUGGACUUAUUUAAAAGUCCCUGAUACAUAGAAUCAUGCAUACCUCAAUAAUUCAAAUAUUCAAGUAUAUAUGUGUAUAUAUAUAUAUAUAUAUAUAUAUAUAUAUAUAUAUAUAUAUAUAUAUGAAUUUUUUGAUAACUGAAAAUGUUCCUUUCAAUAUUCCAUGUCUUUUCUGUGUUUUUAUUUGUCAACCAAACCCAUGAAUACAAUCUAUCCUGCUGCACAGCCCCUUCUUAACCUGUCUGACUUCACAAAGGGUGAAAGCGCUAUUUUCGGCCUGCUCUAAAUCAUGAGAUUUCACUUGUCAUGUUUAAAUCCCGGGGCUGUGUACUGUUUGGUGCAAGUCAAAGCUAUGCUCAGCUGUUAGGUCUGAACCUGCUGCUGUGUCUGGUGAACCUUUGGAUCACUGUCUGUAGCUUCAAUGCAAAAUGAUGAUAAAAUUACUGUGAUAACAGAUAUUUUCAUGCAGUGGUGAAAUCAAAAUAAAAGCAUAGGAAUUUGUUUAAAAUGUAGCUUUAGACUGUAUUUAGACAAAAUACAACCAUUGGUAAUGUUUUUGGUUUUUGUAGUUUUUUCACUGCUUUGGACCUAUUACCCUUGUAUGAUAUAAUGCACAACAUAGUUCUGCAUCAUCAUAUACUGUAUGCUGAAAUAACAACUGACUUUGCUAAAAGAAUAGCCUCAAAUUCUGUAUUCCGUUAGAUUCAAUUUUACCUUUUUUAAAUGGUUUUCUGAUGUUUUUGUACUGCUUUUCUGGUUUUAACAAUUGAUUUUUACAAUAAAGAGUUGACACGUG